AUGCUAAAACUACGAAUAUUUUUAAGACCAUAUUCCAACCUCUCGAAAUUUCGUAAUACCGGAAUAAUAGCUCACAUUGACGCAGGAAAGACUACCACCACCGAAAGAAUGCUAUAUUACGCAGGGAAAACUAAACGGAUGGGUAAUGUAGAUCAUGGUGACACCGUUACAGAUUUCUUGCCUCAAGAGAGAGCAAGAGGUAUCACUAUUCAGAGUGCUACUACUACAUUCAAUUGGGGCAAAGGUGGAUGCGUCAACCUAAUUGAUACCCCAGGUCAUGCUGAUUUCAGUUUCGAAGUCAUGAGAUCACUUAAGGUUAUCGAUGGCUGCGUAACUAUACUGGAUGCCGUCGCUGCUGUCGAGUCACAAACUGAGAAAGUUUGGAAAUUAUCUAAAGGUAUUCCAAAAAUUUGCUUUAUUAACAAAAUGGAUAGGGUUGGUGCUGGUUUUAGUAGAACCGUAAAAGAAAUUAUCACAAAAUUACAAACAAGGGUGGCAAUAUGUAAUAUUCCAUUGUUUUCCAAUACUACACAAGAUGCAGGCUUUCAAGGAGUUAUAGACAUUAUAAAUGAUAAAAUAAUAAAAUGGGAGAGUGAAAAUCCUGAUAAGUAUGCAGUACAUGAUAUUGUACAAUCAGUGGAUCCAACUUUAUACGAAGAAGUAUUGAAUUGCAGAACGUCGUUGAUAGAAACGUUGGGUGAAAUUGAUGAAAUCUUUGUUGAGCACUUUUUAGAAGAAGCUGAAGCUGACUACAUGAAAGUUUCUCCAAUUGAAAUAAUGCAAGCUAUAAGGCGUAACACAAUAAAAAACACCAUAGUCCCGGUAUUAUGUGGUGCUUCAUUAAAAAAUAUUGGCAUUCAACCUCUUUUAGACGCCAUAGUCAGCUACCUACCCAACCCAACAGAGGCAAGACUCCCAGAACUUAACAAUUCAGCUGUUCCAAUAACAUAUGACGAAAAAAAUGGUCUUGUGUUCGACCAUAACAACAAUAUUUGUGUUGCGUUAGCAUUCAAAGUGAUAACAGAUACCAUUAGAGGGCUUAUGGUUUUUAUUAGAGUUUAUUCUGGGCAAUUAAGAAAUGGAUGUACCGUUUACAAUACAACAACGCAAACCAAGUUCAAGCUUGGAAAACUAGCAAUCAUGAAUGCAAAUGUUCCUGAAGAAACCGACGUAGUGUCUGCUGGCCAGAUUGGUGUCUUAACAGGGAGCACGAUAGCAGAAAAAGUUGCUACUGGGGAUACAAUAAUAUCGCAUAAUACAAAGAAAGAUGGGGUAAAAUCAUUUAACAAGAAUGUACUUUCUUUGAAAAUCAAUCCCAUUAGGAUUCCUCCUCCCGUAUUCAGUGCAACUGUUGAACCGAAAACGCUGGGGAAUAAAGAUAGUAUGGAUGCAGCAUUAAGUAGAAUAGUCCUUGAAGAUCCAAGUUUACAUGUUUCAAAGGACAUGGAGACGGGAGAAACCGUACUUAGCGGGCUAGGUGAACUACAUUUAGCGAUUGCAGAGGACAAGCUAGUCAAUCAGCUUGGCGCUGAAGUUAGGUUUGGUAAAACGACAGUUACAUUCAAAGAGACACUAACGUAUCCAAGCGACGUACAAACUAUAUCAAACGAACUAGGGUUUCAAUUUUCAAUAUCCAUCGUCCCCCUAGAGUUAUAUAGAACUAACAAACAUGGGUUAGAUUCAAGCCAAACAGAUAUUUAUCUUGGUAUGGACAACAACUAUCUAUCAAUUUUAAAGAAUAACAUUCCAAUUAAUGCCGAAAAAUGGCUCUUCCCGUUGCCUUAUGAAUCUUUUGUUCAUUCACUAAUGGCAAGCGCCAUCGCUUGCUUUCAAAGAGGUGGCAGACUGCUCAAUUUCCCUCUCCAUUCUUGCGUCGCUAUAGUUCAUGAUUGGGAAAUUCCGGUGGAUGUUACUAAGCCAAAUGAAGUUUUAAAUCUUUCAAGAAACUUAAUGAAUCAAAUAUUGACUGCUAUUCCCUCAAGCAGCUAUACGGUCCUAGAGCCGUUAAUGAAUAUCAAAAUAAUCGCUCCUACAAAGUACUUGGGUUCUCUUAUCCAAGACUUAACGGGAGCAAGGAAUGCUACAAUUUUAUCUGUACAGGAAAACCAAGAUUUAUCCGCCAUAGAGGGAAACAUAAAAUACAGAAAUUUCGCAGAUGAACAAUAUUUACCUCCAGACCCAACAAUGGCAUCACUAAACGCAUCAGACCAGAUAGUUGAUGUCAAGAUAAUAAAUGCCCGUGCUCCUCUCAGAAACUUAAUGGCAUAUAACAAGACUUUGAGAAGUAUAACCCAAGGAACUGCCGAACUGUCCAUUGAUUAUCAUGAUAUGGAAAAAGUACCGGAAGAGCAGGUUCAAAUGAUAUUAUCUGGUGCUUAA
Molecule: messenger RNA, 2379 nt
Organism: Kazachstania africana CBS 2517
Lineage: Eukaryota; Fungi; Ascomycota; Saccharomycetes; Saccharomycetales; Saccharomycetaceae
Gene: MEF2
Product: mitochondrial elongation factor MEF2
Exons: 1
Coding region: 1-2379 (792 amino acids)
Biological process (GO): ribosome disassembly; mitochondrial translation
Cellular component (GO): mitochondrion
Molecular function (GO): GTPase activity; GTP binding
Source: RefSeq, a predicted model, not a curated record